Molecule: messenger RNA, 1823 nt
Organism: Cryptomeria japonica (Japanese cedar)
Lineage: Eukaryota; Viridiplantae; Streptophyta; Pinopsida; Cupressales; Cupressaceae
Product: cytochrome P450 76C2
Exons: 2
Coding region: 69-1610 (513 amino acids)
Molecular function (GO): oxidoreductase activity, acting on paired donors, with incorporation or reduction of molecular oxygen; iron ion binding; monooxygenase activity
Source: RefSeq, a predicted model, not a curated record
AUUCCACACCUAUUAUUCCAGAUUUGAGCAAUAUCUCAUUGCUGGAGGUUUGCCCUAGCUUAUCUUAGAUGGAAUAUAGCUCACCCGUGUAUUGGUUUUCUGUACUGGUUAGUUGUAUCUUGCUCUUGUUAUCUGUUUUACUAUGGAGAAGGAAAACCAAAAUGCCUCCUCUUCCACCCGGACCACCUGCCUGGCCUGUUGUAGGAAACCUCUUUCAGCUGGGCAAAAAACCCAACGAUUCACUAUUUGCCCUCUCUCGUCAAUAUGGCCCGUUGAUGACAGUCUCUCUUGGCAUGAAGAAAACCGUUGUGGUCUCAACUUCUGCCAUGGCAAAGGAGGUGCUCAAAACCCAUGACCAUAACUUUGCCGGGCGGACCCUCAUACAGGCAAUGAAGGUACUUUCUUACCACAAGUCCUCACUAAUAUGGGGUCAAUACGGACCCUACUGGAGGAAACUCAGACGUAUUUGCACUACAGAGUUCUUGUCUCCCAAGAAACUCCAAGCUUCUCAUCAUGUUAGAAGAGAUUCAGUCUUCGAAAUGAUUCGAUUAAUUUUCGAGGAGCACUGUGUGAAGGGAAAGAGUGUGCCCAUUGGGGUUACAAUGAAUCGCACGGGCCUGAAUCUGAUAGGUAAUAUGAUAUUUAGUACAAAGGUAUUCGAUCCCAGUAAUCCUGAUUGUGUUGAGCUCACCAACGCUCUUACAUCAUGGGCAAAGCUUUGCCAAAAACCUAAUUUGGCUGAUUUUUUUCCAUGGCUUGGGUUUCUGGAUCUCCAUGGUGUGGGCCGUAAGAUAGGAGUCGAGUUAAAGCGUGCUCAACAUUGCUUAGAUCUAUUCAUAAGCAAUCGAUUGGCAAGAAGCAGCACAGAAUUGGGUAAUGAAAGGGAGGCGAGAAAGGAUUUUCUGGACUCCUUGCUAGAGCUGAGAGAUCAGGGAGAUCACGAUCUAUCUCUUACCGAAAUCAGAUCAAUAGUUUUUGAGCUUUUGGUGGCCGGUAGUGAUACUACAGGUGCGACACUAGAGUGGGCAAUGGCGGAACUCAUUCAUAACCCACACACAAUGAAAAGGGCCCAAGCAGAACUGGAAGAAGUUGUGGGUCGAGAGAGAAGAGUGGAAGAAUCUGAUAUGGAUCAUCUGCCUUAUCUCCGUGCAGUGGUGAAAGAAGUGUUUCGUUUGCACCCAGUUGCGCCUCUUCUGCUCCCUCACAGAGCGGACAGCUCUUGUGAAAUAAUGGGGUUUGUGAUCCCCAAAGACACGCAGAUUUGGGUGAACGUGUGGGCAAUAGGAAGGGAUCCUGCAGUGUGGAAGGAGGCCUCUAAGUUUAUGCCAGAGAGAUUUCUGGAGGAUGAGAAAAGUAAGAUGGACUUUAAAGGCCAGGAUUUUGAUCUCAUACCACUUGGAGCAGGAAGAAGAAUAUGCGUGGGGCUUCCUCUAGCUGAUAAAAUGGUUCAUUUGAUUUUGGCUUCGCUGAUCCAUUCCUUCGACUGGAGUCUUCCUGAUGGAAUAAGUGUGGAGGAAAUGGACAUGAGCGACGUGUUUGGAAUUGUGUUGAAGAAGCGUCUAGAGUUGCAAGCAAUCCCCACACCACGCCUGCCACACAGCCUAUAUUAGUACUUCCCUAGAACCAGUCCACAUUAUCAAUGUCUAAAUUGUUUAUUUUGUGUGUAAAAAUUAAGGAUGAUGAUUAAGUUGUGGUGUUGUUGUUCUUGUCAUUAAGGUUCAAAUUCUAUUAGGAUUAUCAUUGAACCUUUUCUUUAGAUAUGAAGUCGUGUGGUGUGAUCCCAUGGUAUAAUUCAAGAUCGUUUAAUUUCAAUCAUUAGAUAA